AUGAGCUACAGCGGAAUUCUCACGGGGCUUGGCCUGAGAGGCCGUACAUCCUGUCGGAAGUCCAUGUUUGGAGGAAAGAGAGUCCUUCAGCAAGCAUCCUUGGUCAAGAGAGGACUACUGACACAGAGCUAUGCGCGGGGGCCAUCUGAUCCGCCCUUGAUUGAGUCCACAGUUGGGGAUCAUUUCGCCAAGAUUGUCGCGGAAUGCGGAGACAGAACAGCUGUUGUCUCAAGACAUCAGAAUGAUCGAGCAACAUAUGCCUCCUUAGACACAAGAAGCAAUGCUCUCGCUCGGGGGCUGGAAUCACUGGGUAUUGGGAAGGGGGAGCGGGUUGGAGUCAUGCUUGGGAACUCGAUGGAAUACGCCGUGGCAACAUACGCGUUAUUCAAACUUGGUGCCGUUCUGGUUCCGCUCAAUCCGUCUUUCAAUACUGCACAAGUGAUUGCAGCCCUGGGCCACCUGGAAGCCAGUCAUCUUUUAAUCAGCACAGAGUCCAAUCUGCCUCGGAAAAAACCACGCAGCAAUGUUCCGUUACUCGAUGACCUUGUUGAAGACCUCCACAAGCCAAACUUGGAGUCCAUAUUGGUCCCUUCUCUGAAGAAUAUCAUUAUGGUCGACAACUCUGAAGGCCGCGUGGAUAUAUCAUCCUAUAGAAGCUUGACGCCGUAUGCAUCCAUUAUGUCCCAGCUUACUGCAGACGGCCGCCCGCUUCCUCCUCAGAAUCUCUCUCCAGAUGAAACUGUGAAUAUCCAGUUCACGUCAGGAACCACAUCAAUGCCCAAGGCAGCAUGCCUCACCCACCGCUCCAUCCUAAAUAACGGCUCUCAGAUCGGCGAUCGCAUGCUUCUCACGCCGAAUGACAUUGUCUGUUGCCCACCGCCGCUGUUUCAUUGCUUCGGCGGUAUAUUAGGCUAUAUGGCGACAGCAACCCACGGCUCGGCCAUCGUCUUCCCCAGUGAAUCUUUCAAUGCUCGUGCUGCGUUAGAGGCUGUUCAAGAAGAGAAAUGUACCGCGCUGCAUGGUGUACCGACGAUGUUCCUCGAGGAGCUGAGCAUGAUCGAGACGGGAGAAAUCUCCCGCGAAGGAUUCCAGCAUCUUCGCACGGGCAUCGCUGCUGGAAGCAGUAUACCUUCUGAGAUAAUGAAAAAACUGCACAAGGUACUGAAUCUAACCGAAUUGACAAUUUGUUACGGAAUGACGGAAACAAGCCCCGUCUCGGCUAUGACAACGACGGAUGAUCCCAUUGAUAAGCGGAUCUACUCUGUCGGAAAGCUCAUGCCACAUGUCGAGGCAAAGAUCGUACACCCGGUGGACAAGAAAGAUAUUCUGCCUAUAGAGAGACGGGGUGAGUUGGCAGUGAGCGGGUACCUGCUGAUGAAGGAAUACUGGGGCGAUCCAGUAAAGACCGCGGAGGUGAUGAUUCCAGAUGACUCUGGCAAGGUGUGGAUGCAUACUGGAGACGAAGCUUCCAUGUCACCAGAUGGAUAUAUCACUAUCACUGGACGGAUCAAAGAUCUGAUCAUCCGCGGUGGCGAGAAUAUACACCCCCUAGAGAUCGAGAAUUGCUUGCUGGCCAACAAUGGCGUUGCAGAUGUGUCUGUCGUUGGCGUCCCCGACGUGAGAUAUGGCGAGGCAGUGGCUGCUUUCGUUGUUCCUCGGGACCACGGUUCAAAUGCAGUCACUGCUGAGGAUAUUCAGCAAUGGGUGCGUGAAAAGCUUAGCAAUCAUCUUGUUCCGAAGCAUGUCUUCUUUUUGGGCCCCUUGGAGCCUUUCCCCAAGACAGCGAGUGGAAAGAUCCAGAAGUUUAAGCUUAGGGAGAAGGCCAUUGCACUUUUAGCCAAAAGCGCUGCAUGA
This is a messenger RNA of Penicillium samsonianum, 1854 nucleotides long. RefSeq lists its product as uncharacterized. The coding region runs from base 1 to 1854 and encodes 617 amino acids. Gene Ontology annotation, biological process: fatty acid metabolic process. The transcript has 7 exons. Lineage: Eukaryota; Fungi; Ascomycota; Eurotiomycetes; Eurotiales; Aspergillaceae. Gene Ontology annotation, molecular function: medium-chain fatty acid-CoA ligase activity. The record is from RefSeq and is a predicted model, not a curated record.